Molecule: messenger RNA, 2289 nt
Organism: Linum tenue
Lineage: Eukaryota; Viridiplantae; Streptophyta; Magnoliopsida; Malpighiales; Linaceae
Source: the annotation of a GenBank genome assembly
CAAACCCAACCCUCGUCCUCGGUCCUGCACAAAUCGCUACUCUUCUUCCACGCACUACUAGCCCCCCACCCCCCACCGUCUUCUUCCUCCCUUCCGCGCCGGGACAACCACCAUAAACCCUAGAAAUCCCGUUUCCGUGAACCCUCUCUCUUUCCCGUUGGACCUCGGUUGCUUCCCUCCUCUUCGCGCCAAAAAAAUCCCUGCACCGCGGCGUCAUGGACCUCCAGAGAGCAAUGUUGGACGAGCUCAUGGGCGCAGAUCGUAAUUUGACGGAGGACGAGAGGAAGGAUUACAAGGAAAUAACAUGGGAUUCCAAGGAAGUAUGUCCGUACUACAUGGCUCGAUUCUGCCCUCAUGACCUCUUUGUCAACACUAAGAGCGAUCUCGGGGCAUGUGAUAGAGUCCACGAUCCGAAGCUCAAGGAAAGCUUUGAGAAGUCUCCGAGGCAUGACAAGUUCUUGCUCAAAUUCGAGUCCGAGCUUGCUCAGCGGUGUGAUAAAUUGGUGAUGGAUUUGGAUAGAAGAGUUAGACGUGGUCGCGAACGUCUUGCUCAAGAUGAAGAACCUGUACCGCCUCCUCCACUAUCAGCCGAGAAGUCUGAACAAUUAGCUGUGGUUGAAGAGAAGAUAAAGAAUUUGCUGGGGCAAGUGGAGGCCCUUGGUGAGGCUGGGAAAGUUGAUGAAGCUCAAGCUCUUAUGAAAAAGGUAGAUGAAUUGAAUGUGGAGAAAGUGCUGAUUCAAGCACAGGGUGACAAAUUGCCGCUGGUCCUUCCGGAGAAAAAGAUGGCCUUGUGUGAGAUCUGUGGUUCUUUUCUGGUUGCAAAUGAUGCUGCAGAGAGGACACAAUCUCAUAUAACAGGGAAGCAGCACCUGGGCUAUGGCUUAGUUCGAGAUUUCAUCAGUGAGUACAAGGAAGCUAGGGAAAUGGCAAAGGAAGAGGAAAGAUUAGCAAAGGAGAAAGAAGCUGAAGAACGAAGGAAGCAACAGGAGAAGGAACCUGACAGGAGUCGAAGGAGUGUAUCGGGUGAAAGGGAUCGCUAUCAGGACCGAGACAGGGACAGAGAGCGGGACAGAUACCGUGACAAUGGAAGGUCAAGGGAAAGGAAUGGUAGAAAUCGGGAUGGUGGAAAGGGUUCCAGGAACGGAAGGGAUAGGUACUAUGAUCGGAGCCGGUCACGGUCCCCUGGGAGGCACAGUGGUAGAAGGAGGUCCUCGAGAAGUCCUGCUCGUCCGUAUUAGUGGGUUCAGUAGAUAGAUGUCUGAGCUUUUAGCUAUCCCAUGAGGUAGUCAUUUUCAAUCUCAAGUCUUCUGAACCAGUGCUUUGGAGUCCUACAGCUAAAUCAUCAUCUUGGAUGCCAAAAUUUUCUUUCUUUCUAUAUCACAGCUUUAAUGAGACUGUACCCCACUUUCAUCAGUACUCUUAAGAGGAGAACUUGGUUGAGGUAGGUAUAACUUGAAAUUUGUGCUACUCGUGUGUUUACCUGAAGCUUGGAUGAACUUUAUGCCAUUACGGAACAUCGAUGUUAGAGGUAUUCUCCUUCAUUUCUCUUUCUGUGUCAUUUGAUGACAGAUCUGUUCUGAAUUCUGAUGGGGCGGACUCAAGAUUAUGUUGUUGAAUGUCACUACUGCUAUAGAAUGAUGAUAUAUUACAUGUCUUAGUUUAAAGGUAACAAAUUAAUAUCAUCUUUCUUUCAUGACCAUGACAGUGAAUUUUCUUGGUCCUCAUAUCGUGGAUUUUGUAUGUCAGCUCAGCUAGAGUGGAGGUUUGCUGGAUGGUCAUAGGUGUAAUGGCUUCUUUGCCAUUUUCUUGUUUCAACACCACAAUGGUCUCAAUGGCUUAAUGUCCAGGCAUAUGAGCUGGUUAUGGGUGGUACCAGAACUUGCUAAAAAGGUUAAACCAGCUUACGGACUAGCACCGGUGUGGAUGUGCGUGAGGUAAACUUAAAUGCACCUAUGAUAUGUCUGCAGAAUGGCUGUACUUGUAUACUAGCUUGCAGGAAAGAUAAGCGCUUGGGUGAAAAAGCUGGAUGAAAUAUGUUGAUAGGAAGACGACUCUGGCUUAUUUGAUCCGACCUUCUGUUCUGUAGCAUAAGUGUGAUGGAAUAGAACCCUAAUGAACUUGGCUAUUUGUACUGCCUUGGCCAUCAAUACAAUGUGACUCUAAUUUAGUGAGAACCAGUCAUGGAUGGGAGGAUUCACCUUCGUUAUCUAUUUCGCUUACUGUGACGAAAUUUGUUGUCAAAGACUGCAGCAAUUUGCUAAUGUUCAAUACAGUGCUUACAAUGUGGUA